GCGCCGCGCCCAGUGCAGUGUGUGCGUGCAGUGCGAGUGUCUGUGUGUGUGCGUGUGUGCGAGUGUCGCCAGCAUGGCGGGGGCCAAGCGAUUGUGUUGCUCUCGCGUUGGCCACCCCGCCUUCCUGGACGCGGGUCCCCCGGGUGGUCCUGGCGGGGGUGGCGCCGGGCCGAGCGGGCGGUACCGCUGCUGCGAGCGCAGCCCUGACACGCUGCUCGACAUCACGGCCAAGAUCGUGGCCGAGAACAUCCCCUUCCAGCGGAUCGAGGAGCGGUACGCCCGCAUCCCCGAGCCCGUGCAGCGCCGCGUCAUCUUCUGGUCGUUCCCCCGCGACGAGCGCGACAUCUGCAUGUACUCGUCGCUGUCCCGGGUGCCCGCCGUCAGCGCCAGCGCCGACCCCAACCUGUCGUUCUAUAAAGGAUUAAAACUGCUCGAGUCGGGAUGCGUGGAUCACGUGCUGCAAGUUGGCUUCCACCUCAGCGGCAUCGUGUCCACGAGGUCGCCCUCCUCGUCAGCCGCCAGCUACAACCCGGAGCCGGACACCAAGUACAAAGUCUCGGUCAGCUUCGACAGGUGCAAGAUCACGAGCGUGACGUGCUCCUGCGAGACGAGGGACAUCUUCUGGUGCCAGCACGUGGUGGCGCUGUCGCUGUACCGCAUCCGCAACGCCGACAACGUGCGCCUGCGCGUGCCCAUCUCAGAGACCCUGCUGCAGAUGGACCGACAGCAGCUGCAGAAGUUCUGCCAGUACCUGAUAGCCGAGCACCACACCGAGGUGCUGCCCACCGCGCAGAAGCUGGCCGACGAGAUCCUGCAGCAGCGCUCGGAGAUCAACCAAAUACCCGGUGCCCCCGACCCCACGGCGGGUGCGAGCGCGGAUGACGACCACACGUGGCACCUGGACGAGGAGCAGGUCUGCGAACAGGUGCGGUCGUACCUCAACCAGGGCUCGUACUACAACGCCAACAAGCAGCUCAACAGCCUCUUCGCCAAGGUGCGCGAGAUGCUCCGUGCGCGGGACUCGAACGGCGCCAGGAUGCUGACGCUCAUCACGGAGCAGUUCCUGUCCGACCCGCGGCUCAUCCUGUGGAAGUCGCAGGGCACGCCGAUGACGGACAAGUGCCGCCAGCUCUGGGACCAGCUCGGCGCCUUGUGGGUCUGCAUCGUGCUCAACCCCCACUGCACGCUGCUGGAGAAGCAGAACUGGAAGCGGCUGUUGGAGAAGUGGGCCGCCAUGGACAUCUGCCCACUGGAGGACCCCGACUACCGGCCGCAGCCCGCCGCCAACACGCGUCACGAAGCGUACCACCACCAAGCCGCGUUCGACUCCUCGGACAGCAGCUCGGACGACGAGGCGGCGGAGGCGGCGGCCCCGGAGGCGGGCGUCGCGCUGGCGCACAGCCGGCCCGCCCCCGUCGUACCCAGGACCGUCUUCCAUCGCGCGCUGGACGCCGUGGAACUGAGCUGGGACAACGGCCACCUCAAGAACAUUCUGGCCAGCGACACGUACUGCUCGCACAUCACGGACAGUGCGCUCACGUCGGGGAGCUUCAACCCGCAGGGGCAGCCUCUGUGGCAUGAGCCCCUGGCCACGUGCGCCGCCCGCGUGGACGCGCUGCGGUCGCACGGCCACCAAGCCGCGGCGCUGCGCCUCGCCGUGGCCGUGGUGCGCACCAUGAAGCAGACGCAGCUCAUCGCGCAGCGCCGGUGGAUCGAAAGCCAGCAGCACCUACAGUAUCGGUCCGGGACCAACUGUAAAAGCGGCAGCAGCAGCAGCAGCAACAAUGUUACCUCCAACUCCUCCUCAAACAACAGCAGCAGCUCUACGAACAGCAGCAACAGCACUAGUAGUAGCAGCAGCAGCAUGUCGUGCACGGCGCCCAUCACCAGCACGGCCUCCACCACCACCCCAGGCAGCAGCAACAGCGGCACGUGCAGCGGCCGCGGCAGCAGCUCGUCGUGCCCCUUGGCGCCCACCUCAAUACUACCGUGCUCGUCGCGCACGGCGCCGCACCACGGCGGCUACAGCCUCAGCAGCAGCCUCAGCAGCAUGGGAAGCAUGGGCAGCAACCUGGGGCUGCACGGCAGCGCCAGCAACGGCGUGGGGCGCAGCGGCAGCGGGGACAGCCACCUGGGGGCGUCGACGUCGUCGGCCGGGCCGUCCUCGUCCAGCUGCUGCGGCGCGUCCCCCGCCGUGUACAACACGGAGGGCUGGGUGGGCCACCCGCUGGACCCGAUCGGCUGCCUCUUCGACACGCUGGCCGAGGCCUCCCUGGUGCCCGACGACCACAUGCCCCGCCUGCCCACCUACUUCGACUCCGUCGGCGUGGAGGAGCCCACGAGCAGCGUGCCGCCGCGGUACCACCACGUGCCCGUGGUGGGCUCCAGGGACCGCUCCGAGACGUACCUCACGCUGGCCGUGGACGUGGCUCUCAUCGGCCUGGGGCAGCAGCGCAUCAUGCCGGCGGGGCUGUACGCGCAGGAGAAGGCUUGCAAGCAGGAGGACCGCCUGAUCGCCAAGCUGCAGGAGAUGGAGCUGGACUCGGCCCUGGUGGGCGUGCUGCGGCGGCAGGCCAUCGUGCUGCUGGAGGGCGGGCCCACCUCGGGGCUCGGCAUCGGCAUCCACCCGGAGAGCAUCCCCAUGCACACGUUCGCGCGCUUCAUGUUCUUCGCGCUGCUCAACUACUACCCCGACCUGGCGUACGAGGUGGGGCUUCGCGCCAUGCGCCUUCCCGUCCUGGAGGAGCACGACGACCACGAGGAGGGCGGCGGCAGCAGCAACGUGGUGCCGCCCGCCUUCAACCGCUACCCCCGGUGGUUCACGUUGGGCCACAUCGAGACGCAGCAGUGCGCGCUGGCGUCCACCAUGCUGAGCGCGGCCAAAGACUGCUUGGUCUGUUUGACAGGGGAGGUGGUGCGGCUGCGCACCGUGCUCGAAUCGGCUCAGCGACACAUCCACUCGUCGUCGCACCUCUUCAAGCUGGCGCAGGACGCGUUCCGCUACGCCACCCCCGACAACGGGCCGCGCCACCCCGCGCUGCUGAGCGUGGCCUUCGAGCUGGGCCUGCAGGUGAUGCGCAUGACGCUCACCACGCCCAACUGGCGGCGGCGCGACAUGGUGCGCUGGUUGGUGACGUGCGCCACCGAGGUGGGCUUCGAGGCCCUCGUGUCCAUCAUGCAGAACUGGUACCAGCUGUUCACGCCCACCGAAGCCACAGGUUCUGUCGCUACGACUAUCAUGUCUCACAACACGAUUAUGAGACUGAACCUGUCGUUCCCUCAGCAAGAAGAACUGUCAGGAUGCGCUCGGACGUUGGCUUUACAGUGUGCCACUAAGGACCCACCAAACUGUGCUCUUAAUGCUCUGACGCUUUGUGAGAAUGAAGCCAUGGCUUUUGAAACUGCCUAUCAAAUUGUGAUAGAGGCAGCAGCAAAUAUCAUGACCUCAUCACAAUUAUUCACAAUAGCGAGAUAUAUGGAACAUCGAGGGUAUCCAACAAGAGCUUACAAACUUGCCAUGUUAGCUAUGCAAAAUGUACACCUUGCUUAUAAUCAGGACUCUCAUCCUGCUAUCAAUGACAUUCACUGGGCCUGUGCUCUCAGCCAUUCGUUGGGGAAGACUGAGCUGUCAACGAUGAUUCCAUUACUGGUGAAAAAUGUACAGUGUGCCACAGUACUCUCUGAUAUUUUAAGGCGAUGCUCUAUGACUGCGCCGGGCGGCUCCUGCCAGCAUCCUCCUGAUGGCAAACAUCAUCAUCACCACCACCACCACCACCGCAGUAGUAGUGGCCGCAGUGGGUGCGGGGGUGGGGUCAAGCCUUUGUCAUACGACAAGACACCGCUCCGACAAUUAUUAGAAGCCGCUGUUGCUGCGUAUGUCAACACUACACAUUCCCGCCUAACUCACAUCUCUCCAAGACACUAUGGUGACUUUAUUGACUUCCUUGGCAAGGCACGAGAUACCUUUGUUCUAGCCCAUGAUGGACAUGCUCAAUUUGCCCAGCUUGUUGAGAAUAUGAAAGUAGCUUACAAAGGUAAGAAGAAGCUGAUGUUCCUUGUCAAAGAGAGGUUUGGGUGACUACUUUAUCGCCUUGCUUCAGUGGCUCGCUCCUUUAAUCCACACAUUUUUCCUGUUUUCUGUUUGUGAUUCAAUGUUGCUGUAACUUCCAUGUUUAUCAGAAUACCAUAUCAUUUUAAACCUUAUUUAUUCCAAAUUUAUUUUAAAGCUAUGUAUCAUAUAUUGACCCUACCGAUAUUGGAUUAAAUAUUUACAGAAUGUGUAAAUAACAAGAGUGUACAUAAGAGGCAUUAUACUUUUAAUGUACAUAUGUAUAUUUUAUGUGUAUUUGUUAUAUGAGGUAUUAGGCGCUGUUGUUCUGAUAGUGCAUCCUUGUACUCUCCUUCACCAAACUGUCUUUGCCCAUUAUGGGCAUACAGAGUUCCUCUAUUGUAUAUAUGUGAUUGUGAUUGCUAUGAAAAAAUUAACAAUUUGAUUCAGAUUGUUAUGAGAGCAGCAGAGAAGCUGUCUGGACAGCAGCUGUUACAUUUGCGUCAAAGGUAUGCGAUAGUGCAUGUGAGUGAAACUUUGUCAAUGAAUGUGAAAAGGAUCUCAUGUAUAUGCUAAGGAAAAAUGAGCCACGUAUUUCCCUUAGGAACGCAGUGGGAUAUGUGUUCAAAUAGUGACUGAAUCAUAUGGUGAUACUUUGAUUUUACAUGCUUUUUGUUUGUAUAGUAUAACCAUCAUAUAAUUUGUUGUGUUUGUAUUUGUUUGUGUGUUUCAACCAAAGAUUGUUGUUUUGUAAAAUACUAUUGCUAAUAAGGAAAGAUAUGAGACUCUUUUAUACGGGGACUUAUUUGUAUCGUUAAAAUUGCUUAAAUAAGUCAUCCUCCUUAGUGUACAAAGCAAAAGAAACCUCAUUGUCUGAGGUUUGUUUUUCUUUUGCAAGAUAAUUGUUUACUGAUGGAAAUAAGUAUUUAAGUUAAGAACUUGUUCUCAGCUGUGAAUCGUGGAAGCUACAUUUUAAUAGGUAAUGUACAUACAUGUAUGCUAGUGUAUGUAUUGCUGUACUUGUCAGUAAGUACAACUAGAUCUAGCCUUGAAGGAAAGCAGGUGGCAAUAGAUUCAUGAGUAUAUUCUUUUGUUGGCAAUGAUGUGAACUCAGAACUCAAUACCACAUUUAUGAUUGGAGAAUAAGACCCCCAAAUCAUCAUCAUUGUUUUCAGUGAUUCACAUCUGAGUCAUUUGUUAGGUCUGUUACUUCCAAUUAAAAUGUUCAUUUUCCUUCUUUUUCUCCAAAAUGCUUUCGUCCUUGUUUUUUCCUCCCUGGUUAAUAUUUUAGCCCAUAAUCCACAAGAUAACAAUGUCAUAUAGGAACUUAAGUGGUCUCUCACGCAGUCCCCAUUCAUCAAAGUCAUACAUGCACAUGAUUUUCUCAUGUUUUGUUUUUGUUCAUUUCUAAAUAUUGUUGAUUUAUUUUUUGAGGGAAAAGUUGUGGUUUUGUAGUCAAGUAUUGCUCAGUGUUAAAUUUAGUAGUUUCAGUGUGCCACAGGUACAUACUGAGCUUUCCAAGUACUUACAUUGCUUCAUGUGAUGUUUCCUGUUUUAUGUUUUGUUUAUAGUUGUUGUGACCUUCCCGUUCCAUUUUCUUUGUAUCAUUGUGUUAAUACAUGCAAUGUAAGUAUAGUUAUGCCUCUUUUUGUAUUCAUUUUCUUUAUAUUCGUUAUGAUUUAUGUUAGCCCUAAAUAGUUUUCUUCGUACUGUUUUUCCCCUUCUUUUUGUUCUUUAAUUUUAAUGUUUACUCUUUGAAUUUAUUUGUGCUUCAAAAUGAAAUCCCUCCUUUAUAAGCCUGUAAUGUGAAAGAGGGAAUGUAUUUUCCCUCCAAGCUGUGUUUGUACACUCAUAUAUUACUUCAAAGAAAAUGUAUUUAUGCUCUUACUCAAUCAUACCAGCUAGUCGUGGUAUGUCAACAUUACUCAGGUAUUAUUUAAUUUUAUAAUGUAGCAUCUUGCCAGACUAAAUAACCAAAGUCAGAAUCCCAGCUUGUCUCCAAAAAAAGAAAAUCGUUACACAAAGGUUUUUUUUUUUUUAUUAAAAAAAAA
Messenger RNA from Thrips palmi, 6099 nucleotides. RefSeq names its product zinc finger SWIM domain-containing protein 5-like. The transcript has 17 exons. NCBI's taxonomy places the organism in Eukaryota, Metazoa, Arthropoda, Insecta, Thysanoptera, Thripidae. Gene Ontology annotation, cellular component: Cul2-RING ubiquitin ligase complex. Gene Ontology annotation, molecular function: zinc ion binding. The coding region runs from base 74 to 4078 and encodes 1334 amino acids. The record is from RefSeq and is a predicted model, not a curated record.